UGUGCGUGCUACAUUUAUUAAGAUAGAUUUACAUCAAACGAACAAAAGUGCUUCAAUACGAAGUUGAGAUUUUAAACAAAUUUCGCGCUCUUUUUAAACCAAUAGCAACAGUAUUUAUAAAAUUAAAUGAUUCGUUGUGAAUACUCGCCAUUAUUAAGAAAAUGAUUAGUUUUGGAACGUAAUAUUUCUAAUUCAAAUCGCGAUCCUGUUUUGAAAUCCGUUAUAAAUAAAAUAAUAAACAAUAUAAUUAAAAGAAAAAGAAAUUUUAAUUACUUGCAUAUAUAACAAUGACUGUUAUAGAAAGUUUAAGGAGUAUUUUGUGUAAAGAUUCAUCGAUAAUAGUUAAUAGAGCUCGUUUAUCAUAUAUUGAACGACUUUUUCCCGAGUUUAAGGAUUAUGUCAUUAUUUAUAAAAAAGGGAAAAAACGUUUUAAUCGUGAUGUUAGUGAUGUGGAAUCAAAUGAUUAUGAUAUAGAAGUUACUGGUAAUCCUUUAGAAUAUUCAUUUGGUGAUGAUAAAUUUAUUAAUAGUACUUUAAUAAUAGAAAGAUAUUGGUAUCAAGAGGAAGAAUCAUAUAUUCCUUUAAGUAGGAUUGAAGCAUGUACAAUAUUAAAUACUUGUCUUAAGUAUUUGGAUACUGAUAAUGUCAUACCAAUAUUUAUACUUUGUGAUGGCAAAGAUUAUAAUAAAACUGCUAUACUAGGUACUAUUGUUCAGAAAAAUUGGCUUAAUACAAUAGAAGUUACAAAUAAUGAAAUACAAGCACUUGAUAUAGUGAAAAAUGAUUGUUCUCAGCUUUUAUUGAAUCAUCAUAAAUUAUCAUUUUCACAGCCAUCUAAUGUAUCGGUGUCUACUUUGAGUACCUAUCAUUUAUUUGGUUUUAGGCAUGAAACAUUAGAAUUACCAGAAAGUGAAGAAUCUUGUUUUGAAGGAAGUAUAACACUUAAUAUAAUGGCAAAUAGCAUAUUAUUUGAUCCUCCUACAAGAUCAUCCAAAAAUAGUUUAGUUCUUGAAAUUAUUACUGGGAGAAACAAUAGUGCUUUGGCGAAUUUGUGGCAUCAGUUGUUAUUAUUAAAUCAAUAUUUAAUGAUAUUAGAUACUUACAAAGAAAUGAAUGCAAAAUCAAAUGAUAAGUCUAAUUCAUUGCAAUACCCAAGUGAUUUUAUAAAUCCAUGUGUAAAGGAUCAAGAUAAAAUAAUGGAAAAUGUGAAUCUUCUACUUAUCAAUGAUUAUAGCUAUAGAAAAUCUUGUUAUAACAAAAUAGAAGAAAUAUACAUUGAAAAUGAUGAAAAUAAUAUAAAACUAAAGCAAUGUAUAGAGGCUGCAUUUUUUAGACCAAACAUAGAUUUUACUGAUCUCAUGUGGGAACUACUUAUGUGUAUUCCAAAUUAUACACAAAUCACAGAAUGUAUGCAUAAAAUAUUUCAAGAAAUUUUAACUGGUGAAUAUCAACCUCAGCUAAAUGUAACAAAUAAUACAAAAUUUGCAAAAAUAUUGCCUGAAUUAUCUCAUCAAAAGACAGUUACACAUUUACUAGUUGGAUGUUUACCAUUAGAAACUUUAGUUGAUAUAGGAUUUGAAAAAGUAAGCAACGAUUAUAAAUAUAUUUUAAUGAAUGCAGGCUUUAUCACAUUUGAUGAUAUACAAACAAAAUUUCAAAAGCAAUCAGAAAAAUUUGACUCUAAUUUUUAUAGAAAGAAACUGAUUAAUAUGAUACAAAUUCAUAUUUGUUUGGAAUUUAUGCUGCUUUUACAGAAACAUAUAAAUUGUCCAACAGAUGUUUUACAAUCAUCAUUGGAAUAUGUCUUGAAAGAAAUAGCAUUUAUAGAAUUCUCUAUAGAAGCUUUAAAAGAUUUACAUAAAAACAAAGUAUAUACUUUAACUAUCCCUGCACCAAAUAUUCUUAUUAAUGAAGUUAAUAAAGGUAUUCCUGCAACAUGGAGAGUUAAUCUUGUUUCUGAAUCGGAAUUAUCAAAAACCAAGACAAUUACUUAUUUUAGUGAUAUGCCUAUAUUUCCUCCUAAUAUGUAUUAUACAGAGCAUAUAAAUAAAGUAAAUGAAUCAUUUCACAUUACAACAGCUGUGAUUUCUUCUACUAUGGGUACUCAUAUGUAAUUUGAAUAAAAAUUGUAUAUAUUUAGAAGAAUAAAGGAAAUUUUCUAU
Molecule: messenger RNA, 2162 nt
Organism: Vespula pensylvanica (western yellowjacket)
Lineage: Eukaryota; Metazoa; Arthropoda; Insecta; Hymenoptera; Vespidae
Product: protein zwilch homolog
Exons: 12
Coding region: 288-2114 (608 amino acids)
Biological process (GO): protein localization to kinetochore; mitotic spindle assembly checkpoint signaling
Cellular component (GO): RZZ complex
Source: RefSeq, a predicted model, not a curated record